AUGACAAAUACACCUAAUGGUGAAUCUUCCGAAGAAGAACAUAAGUUCACUCUUUUACAACAUGAUUUAGAAAAAAUUGUUAAAGAAAAUUCACAAAAUAAUGAGAUAUCAUACAGCAAAGAAGAAUUUAUAGCCAUAGUGAAUCGACACCGAGAGCUGAUAAGAUGUGUAAAAUUAUUAGAUGGAAUAUAUUCUAAAUCCACUUUGUUCAGUGUCGCCACGAGCUCUGUUAUAAUUUGCGCUUCAGGAUUCAAUCUAAAGGUUUUAGAUGACCACGUAUUAGGCGUUCCUUUUGUCGCUGUUUUGAUUUUUGGAAUGUCGCAAGUAAAUCUACACUGUUAUUAUGGUGACUACGUUAUGAGAUCUGUAUGUAAUAUUUUUAUUAAAAUCACAGAUUUAUAA
Molecule: messenger RNA, 402 nt
Organism: Arctia plantaginis
Lineage: Eukaryota; Metazoa; Arthropoda; Insecta; Lepidoptera; Erebidae
Source: the annotation of a GenBank genome assembly